UCUUAAGAAAACGAAAACUAAAUAAGGUUAUCAGCUAAGAUCGAUAGAGCUAAGAAAAAAUAAGUACGUAGUAUAUGUAAUGGCUUCUCUUAAGUUGUGCAUUACUCUCUUUCUCCUCGCGACUGCAGUUUCUGCUGCUUGUGCUGCUAGGAGUAUGCCAGCGGCCACCGACAAUGAGAGUGGCUUCAACGACCAGAAGCACUUCGUCUCCUCUAGCGGAAUUGGUGGCAUGCAUGGAAUCGGGACAGCCGGUCUGCCCUACGGGGGCGUUGCCAGCGGCGUGGGUGCCGGUGGUGAUUUUGGAGGCGGCGGCCUUGGCGGAGGCCUUGGUGGUGGCUCCGAGCAUGGCGGAGGCCUUGGUGGUGAAUCCGGGCAUGGCGAAGGCCUUGGUGGUGGCUUCGGGCAUGGCGGAGGCCUUGGUGGUGGCUUCGAGCAUGGCGGAGGCCUUGGUGGUGGCUCCGGGCAUGGUGGAGGAAUUGGUGGUGGCUCCGGGCUUGGUGGUGGCUCCGGGCUCGGUGGAGGAAUUGGUGGUGGCUCCGGGCUUGGUGGAGGCCUUGGUGGUGGCUCCGGGCUUGGUGGAGGCCUUGGUGGUGGCUCCGGGCUUGGUGAUGGCCUUGGUGGUGGCUCCGGGCUAGGUGGAGGCCUUGGUGAUGGCUCCGGGAUUGGUGGAGGCCUUGGUGGUGGCUCCGGUCUUGGUGCUGGUUCCGGGCUUGGUGGAGAAAGUAGCUUGCCAACUCUGGGUGGAACUAGCGGAGGUCUUGGUGGCGGCGCUCUUGGUGGCGGCGUCGUUGGUGAAGCUGAUGACCUUUCACUUCCGUGAAGAACCCGUGACUUAAAUUAGUGCUCUAAUUAAAUUAAUUAGUUGAUUAAUUUAAGGAAAAGGGGCAAAUAAGUUCACCUACUAACAAAAAAAAUCAAAUAAGCCCUUAUAUAGGAGACUCAGUCCGACCCUCGUUAUUUGGUGCAGUUGGUGGUGGAUUUUUUUGAAGAACUUUUUGAGAAUCUUAUUCAUUAAGUCUAGUUUACUCAUACGAAAUAUCAGCUGACAAUUAAAUUGGGAAGACAUUUAAAUAAAUUCUUGAAGAUAACUGCGCUUUUGACUACGCAGUUAUAUCUUCAAGAAUUCAUUUGGAUUCUUUCUGAUUGAAGUUUUAGCUGAAAUUUGGUAUGAGUAAACUAGACUUAACGAAUAAUAUACUCAAAAAAUUGCAUCAAAAAUUUUCACCGGGAACCGCCCCAAAUGACGACGGCCGAACAUAUCCUCCUAUAUAAGGGUUUGUUUGACCUUUUUUUAAUACGUGAGCUUAUUUACCUCUUUUUCCUUAAUUUUAUUUGGCCGCGUGGACUGUCGUGAGUGUGCAUGUUUAUUACUCUUUAGUCUUUACCACUUUUCACCCCAGCAUGGUACGGGAAUGUUGUAAUCUAUCGUUUUAUACGGUAAACCUCAGUUAUGAAUUGUCUAUUUGUCAUUCUCUCAUUGGCUAAUAAUGAAAUUUUUUCACUUUUGAUCUUGUUA
Cuscuta europaea is the source of this 1516-nucleotide messenger RNA. The record is from the annotation of a GenBank genome assembly. NCBI's taxonomy places the organism in Eukaryota, Viridiplantae, Streptophyta, Magnoliopsida, Solanales, Convolvulaceae.